AUGGGCACCUACAAACCUGGCGACCUCGUCGUGCUACACUCGCUUCGGAACCGCGCUGGUCUCAACGGCGCCUGCGGCCGCGUCGUUUAUGCCAAAGAGGAUGAGGAGGUUGCCGCCGACCGCCAUGCUGUCCAGGUGCAGCGCGCCGACGGGAGCACCGAGACGCUGGGAGUCAAGCCGACUAACUUGCGGCUGCCGAAGGAUCGGCUCGCUGCAAUCGUCAACACACAGCGCCCACUGCCACAGCGCCCAUUGCUUGCGAGCGCCGGGCAGCCGUCAGAGUCUGUCAAGCGGCACAAGGUGAGUCCGCAGCGCAUCCGGAUUUGCUCGUCCAACGUGCCGCCAGGGAUCGCGAGGAACGCGGUCAAGAACGGUCAGCAGGUCCUGUCCGGCGUGGAAGCGGACCCCGGCGGCGAGCAGUGGCAGGCGCGUGUGAAGACGAUGGCCGCGCAGUGGAGCGCCGUGAGGCCAGACGUGAUACUCCACCAGGAGCUGCACUCGGAGAAGUUGGAGCAGCUGCACCACGCCGUUGGCUGGCGCCUGCGGCCUGUGGAGUCCAAGUGGUGCUGCCCAAUCAGCUACAACCCGGACGUCCUGCAGCCGCUCUUCGCCGACCGCUUCGUGCUGGGCUCCGCGCCCGACAAAUUCCUCCCCGAAGGCGCGUGCAGGUGCAAGUUCGGCCAGUGGUCGUACAGCGCGUGCCACUGCUGGCCGGACGACGGCGAGUGGCGCGCCGGCGGCGCCACCUACGCCGCCUUCCGCUUUGUCGACUCGCCGCCCGCGCGUGUCGACAUCGUGUGUGUGUCGGUCGGCGCGCCGGUCGGCUGCGAGGCCACGCCGUGGGCCGGCGUCGCUUUACGGCUGCUGGUGUGUGGACAGGUGCACCUGACGGACCGCAAGCCGGACCUGCGGACGCGCGGCGCGCAGGAGGUGCUGGCGCCGCUGCUGCGGCUGCUGCGCGAGCGCUUCAAGGCGCCGGUGGUGUGCGGCGGCGACUUCAACAUGACCAAGCUCCAGUCGAGCGACAAGAGGAACAAGAACGGCGGUGGCGUCAACUGGCGUGUAGGCGCGUACGACGCGCUGGUGGGCAGCCACGCGCGGAGCUACGGCGAGGGCGAGAGCGUGGAGGCCGCCCACGUCACCAACCGGAAGCUGCUAGAGCUCGACCUGAACAACUUCUUGUGGCAGGGCGCCGACCCGAACUCGGACUACGAGGAGGACGAGCGGCUGCCGCCGCCCGUGAUGGUCGACACGUGGGAGGUGGCGCGAAUGGCCGGAACCACCCAGGCCAACGGGUGCAGAGCUUCAACGUGCCACAACUGGUUCGGCCUCUACAGAGGCUUCCAGAGGGCGCAGGUCUACUCGCAGGGGCCUGGCUCCAACAGCAUCGACGUCUACCAUGAGGGCGAGCAUGAGGGGGAGCAUGAGGGGGAGCACCGCGCCGUCGUGAGGGGCACGCGGCCCGUCUUCGGCAGCGCGCGCUACAUCGACUGGAUCCUGGUCGACUUUGCUAGCCUCAAGGAGGAGCGCGUCAAGGUGCUGGGCGCGAAAGUACACACCGCGCCGGGAACGCGUGAUCACGCGACCAUUCGCCGCCUGCCGGGGGCCUGGGGCGGCCAGAGCCGCGCGGGCGGGCCCAUGUGGAAACAGGACUCGGGGUGGGGGUCCGACCACUUCCCGAUCUCCACCUCGAGCUCAACCUCGAGCAGCGAGCGGACACGCCCCGGGACGGGUAGACUGAGGCUAAUCUGCAGUCACCGUACACUUACUGUUAAUACCUUGGUGUGUCUCUUGUACUGAGUGUGCUGGUACAGGGAAGAGUCGCACGUAGUACGCGUAAAAUUGUAUGGGUU
Molecule: messenger RNA, 1853 nt
Organism: Emiliania huxleyi CCMP1516
Lineage: Eukaryota; Haptophyta; Isochrysidales; Noelaerhabdaceae
Exons: 1
Coding region: 1-1800 (599 amino acids)
Source: RefSeq, a predicted model, not a curated record